AUGCGCGCGCACGCAUAGAACCUCCUACGCGUCCAUUCGGGGGCAACCGUAAAAGCGACCCCCACCUCCCGAUCCCGAGGGUUUUAUUCUCGCUUGCGCUCUCCGAGAUCCUCCCCCACUUCCUCCUCCUCCUCCUCUUCCUCUUCCUCUUCCUCUCGAUCCCCCUCCGCUUCCUCCGCCGCCAUGGCUUCGCAAGAUGAGAACAAAAGCUCCAAAAAUGAGGCAUCGUCAACACAAGAUCAAUCUGGGAGUCGUAGGACUGCAUCAUCACCGAGCACUGGGUUUCCUGCAAAUCCUUUUGAUUUUUCAGCAAUGCAGGGGUUGCUUAAUGACCCAACUAUAAAAGAGAUGGCGGAACAGAUAGCGAGCGAUCCUGUGUUCACCCAGAUGGCUGAGCAGCUUCAGAAAAGUGUUCAAGGUGCAGGGCAAGAGGGUGUACCCCAGUUGAACCAUCAGGAAUAUAUGUCAACCAUGCAACAGGUCAUGCAGAAUCCCCAAUUCAUAACAAUGGCCGAGCGCCUUGGGACUGCUUUGAUGCAGGAUCCUACUAUGUCUAGCAUGCUUGAGAACUUAAGCAACCCAUCUCAUAGAGAGCAGCUUGAGGAAAGAAUGGCGCGCAUCAAAGAAGAUCCAUCGUUGAAGCCAAUUCUUGAUGAAAUAGAGAGUGGUGGUCCAGCUGCUAUGAUGAAGUACUGGAAUGACCCUGAAGUUCUACAAAAGAUGGGGCAGGCAAUGGGAGUUGGUUCCUUAGGUGAGGCUGCAACUUCUGCAGAAAUUUCUGGGCCUGAAGAAGCAGAAGACGAAGCUGCAUAUGAAGAGGAAUCUAUAGUCCAUCACACUGCUAGUAUUGGUGAUGCUGAGGGUUUGAAAAAAGCUUUGGAUGCUGGAGCAGACAAGGAUGAAGAAGACUCUGAGGGGCGAAGAGCUUUACACUUUGCUUGUGGUUAUGGUGAGGUAAAGUGUGCUCAAAUUCUUCUCGAAGCAGGGGCCGCAGUGGAUGCAUUGGACAAGAACAAGAACACAGCACUGCAUUAUGCUGCAGGUUAUGGGCGGAAGGAUUGCGUCGCACUUCUGUUAGAGCAUGGCGCUGCUGUAACUCUCCAAAAUUUGGACGGGAAGACGCCUAUCGAUGUCGCCAAGCUCAACAACCAAGAGGAAGUACUCAAAUUGCUCGAGAAGGACGCUUUCUUAUAAAUUAUUAUUGCUAUGUUUUCUUGAUAAAGGGCAUACUAUGUCAAUUUCAUAUGCAACUUAAAAGUUUAUGUUUGCAAUUGAUCUCUACUUUCUUUGGAGUUUUUUUUUUUUUUUUUUUUCUUUCAUUGAACUGUUAUUUCUGCACACUGGUUGUAGAAAGUGUCAUUUUAAAGUGAACCAUCUCAGUUGCUUGUAUUUCUUGUUACUUGUUGCUACAAUUUUACGUUGUAUAUCAUUUUCUGCAGUGAAACGAGUCAACAGUGAAUAAGCUUGAAGGGCAA
Molecule: messenger RNA, 1475 nt
Organism: Ananas comosus (pineapple)
Lineage: Eukaryota; Viridiplantae; Streptophyta; Magnoliopsida; Poales; Bromeliaceae
Product: ankyrin repeat domain-containing protein 2A-like
Exons: 8
Coding region: 184-1194 (336 amino acids)
Biological process (GO): protein targeting to chloroplast
Cellular component (GO): chloroplast outer membrane
Molecular function (GO): protein binding; chloroplast targeting sequence receptor activity
Source: RefSeq, a predicted model, not a curated record